AUGCAUUUGUGGAAGAAACUCGCCUUGGCUGCGCUCUCAUCGACGUUCCACAUUGCGCUUGGCCAGCAUGUGGUGAAUCUCGGCGGCGAUGGCUGGACCGUCAGUAGCAAAGAAUUGAACAUGUCGGCCCCCGGUCAUCUGCCUUCCCAGGUCCAUUUGGAUCUAUUUGCUGCCGGUAUUAUUGAGGACCCAUACUUUGGUCUCAACGAUUUCAAUUUGCGUUGGAUUCCAGACAACAAUUGGACUUACACAAGUGAGCCACUCAAGGGGUUGGUCGAAAAUGCCCAAUCUUCUUGGCUUGUCUUCAACGGCCUGGACACGUUCACCACAAUUGAGUUUUGCGGCCAUUUCAUUGGUACCACAGAUAAUCAGUUCCGCCAGUAUACCUUUGAUAUCUCCAAGGCACUCAGCAGUUGCAAGGGUGACCCUACUCUGGCAAUCAACUUUGGCAGUGCUCCCAAGAUUGCCAAUGCCAUUGCCGAUGAUCCAAACUCAGAGCAAUGGCCUUAUGGACCUCAGCAAAUCUACGAGUUCCCUAACCGAUGGUACAUCCGGAAAGAACAAUCUGACUUUGGAUGGGACUGGGGCCCCGCGUUUGCUCCGGCUGGCCCAUGGCAAGAUGCUUACCUCGUGCAAUUUGGGCGCCAAGAAAGCGUCUACGUUCUAAACACUGACUUGGACAUUUUCCGCAAGGGACAAAUCAACCACUUCGCCCCUGACCAAGGCCAGCCCUGGGUGGUGAAUGCCAGUAUGGACUUCCUUGGAUCUCUGCCAAUAAAGCCCUCCAUGACCAUUCAGGUGAAAGAUAUCGAGACCGGCGAGGUCCUUGAAUCGGGACCCAUCGAGAACGUUAUUUCCAACGGACAAACUAUUACAGGUAGUGUCACUAUUGAUGCAGAUGCCCCGAAUCUUUGGUGGCCAACCGGGCUAGGCAAGCAGAACCUGUAUAAUGUGACUGUUAUAAUUGAGGACAGCGAGAAGCACGCAAUUGCCAGUGUCACGAAGCGUUCUGGAUUCCGAACCAUCUUCCUCAAUCGGCUUGCUAUCACGGAUGAACAGCUGGCGCAGGGAAUUGCACCAGGCGCGAACUGGCACUUUGAGGUCAAUGGCAAGGAGUUCUAUGCGAAGGGCUCCAACUUCAUUCCCCCAGAUGCAUUCUGGCCGAGAGUUACCGAGGCUAAGAUGCAGCGAUUGUUCACUGCUGUCAAGGCUGGCAACCAAAACAUGCUUCGCGUGUGGGCUUCUGGUGCUUACCUCCCUGAUUUCAUCUACGAUAUCGCUGAUGAAUACGGUGUUCUACUAUGGAGCGAGUUCCAGUUCAGUGAUGCACUUUACCCGAGCGAUGAAAAAUUCCUUGAAAACGUUGCUGCUGAAGUUGUCUACAACGUAAGACGUGUUAACCACCACCCAUCAUUGGCCUUGUGGGCUGGCGGUAACGAGAUCGAGAGCUUGGAGUUGCCUCUCGUUGAAGAUGCAGCUCCUGAUCGUUACUCAUUCUAUGUUGGCGAAUACGAAAAGCUGUUCAUUAACUUGAUAUUACCCCUUGUCUAUGAGAACUCUAGGUCAAUUUCAUAUAUGCCUAGCAGUACAAACAACGGAUACCUUUGGGUCAACAUGUCUGCGCCGAUCCCCAUGGCUGAGCGCUACAACAAUAUCACUUCGGGCGAAUACUAUUCCGAUACAGACCACUACAACUACGAUAGCACUGUGGCCUUUGACUACGGAAGCUACCCAGUUGGUCGUUUUGCGAAUGAGUUCGGUUACCACAGCAUGCCCAGUCUACAAACUUGGAAGCAGGCUGUUGACAAGGAUCAGCUUCACUUCAACAGCAGCACGGUCAUGCUCCGAAACCAUCACUACCCUCCCGGUGGCAGAGAGACCCGCAACUACAAAAACACAUCCAUGGGCAUGGCUGAGAUGACUAUCGCGGUUGAACGCUAUUAUCCCAUCCCCAAUAAGGAUAACUCUGCUGCAAACUUCAGUGCAUGGUGCCACGCUACUCAAAUGUUCCAAGCCGAUAUGUACAAGUCCGAGAUUCAAUUCUACCGCCGCGGCAGUGGAAUGCCGGAGCGCCAACUUGGAUCUUUGUACUGGCAGCUCGAGGAUAUCUGGCAGGCCCCUACCUGGGCCGGUAUCGAGUAUGAUGGCCGCUGGAAGGUCCUCCAUUACGUUGCUCGCGAUAUUUACCAGCCCAUCAUUGUCUCCCCAUUCUGGAACUAUACCACUGGUGACCUGUCGGUCUAUGUGACCUCUGAUCUCUGGGAGACCGCUCAUGGCUCGGUGAACCUCACCUGGGUCGAUUUGUCUGGAAACCCUCUUUCCGGUAAUGCAGGCACUCCCCAGUCCAAGCGAUUCACUGUUGGUGGUCUAAAUACCACUCAGAUCUACGCCACUCAGAUCACAGAUCUGACUCUUGAUGACAAGAAGAAUGCUAUUCUGGUUUUGUCUCUCGAUGCAACUGGUAUCCUACCCAACUCCGGAGGAUCUCACACCACUUUCACCCACCGUAACCAGGUCGCUGCCGAGUUCCCGAACCAACUCGCUCUUGUUGAUCCCGGAGUAGAGGUUUCGCACGACGAAAAGGGCGGUACUUUCACCGUGGAAGCCAAGAAGGGUGUCUCACUCUACACUUGGCUUGACUACCCGUCUGGCGUUGUGGGUUAUUUCGAUGAUAACUCCUUUACAUUGCUUCCCGGUGAGAAGAAGACUGUUCGUUUUACUGUUCAAAAGGAUGACACAAAUGGCAAGUGGGUAAAGGAUGUCACUGUUCGGAGUCUUUGGGACCAGACUACCAAAGAUUAA
Penicillium atrosanguineum is the source of this 2802-nucleotide messenger RNA. RefSeq lists its product as uncharacterized. Gene Ontology annotation, molecular function: beta-mannosidase activity. Lineage: Eukaryota; Fungi; Ascomycota; Eurotiomycetes; Eurotiales; Aspergillaceae. The transcript has 2 exons. Bases 1 to 2802 code for a protein of 933 amino acids. The record is from RefSeq and is a predicted model, not a curated record. Gene Ontology annotation, biological process: glycoprotein catabolic process; carbohydrate metabolic process.